This is a messenger RNA of Ustilaginoidea virens, 2736 nucleotides long. RefSeq lists its product as uncharacterized. The transcript has 2 exons. The record is from RefSeq and is a predicted model, not a curated record. Lineage: Eukaryota; Fungi; Ascomycota; Sordariomycetes; Hypocreales; Clavicipitaceae. Gene Ontology annotation, biological process: regulation of Rab protein signal transduction. Gene Ontology annotation, cellular component: cytoplasmic vesicle. Bases 1 to 2736 code for a protein of 911 amino acids.
AUGGCGCCUUCUCUAAACACUCGCUCUUCCUUCACCCGUCCCCGGACUGGCGAUCGUGAUGGCCGGCCCAGCACGCUCGAACAGCCAGCUGGGGCCGACAUGCUUAUCCCGAGUCGCACCUCUUCCUUGCACUCCCGCAUAACCCAGCCGAUAUCUUCGACCUUGAACUUCAAACCCCACCUGCGGACGCCCAAGACUCUGACUCAUGCCUACAUGGUCUGCGGUGUUGGUCGUGAGCCGUCCCAAUGGGUCAAAGCUCCGGCUCUCGCUCAGGGCAAAGUCGGCCACAUGAAGGGUGCCGUGGGCCAGUUUUGGUUGCCCGAGAUUCUCGGCAGCAGUCCUCGUCUGGAGCAGGAUAACGAGAUUGCCCGUUCCCUCCACGCUGCCAUGAGGGCUUGUUUCCCCCACGAUGUCGAGAUCUGCACCGGAAGAAGCCAGCCUCACUGCGUUCACCACGCCUUCGUGCUGCAGCAGGACUCGUCCCACACCUUGUACGGCAUCUGCUUGCGAGUUUGGUCUCGAGCAGACGACAAGAGAGCCGAGACCAUUCGCGACCUGCGCAAGAGAACGGAGCCCGACUUUUACGACAACCCCGAGGAGACGUACUGGAUCCCUUACUGCCUCACCUUUCUGUCUCGCUACCCUCUCUACAACCUCCUCGGCGACUACCUGCGGGGCAUGUGGAUUCAUUGGAACAAGGCCACCAACCUCUUCCACGCCGAGGAGGUCUCGCGCAUCCUCAGCUUCCCGGCCCCGAGACUCAACGACCUGGUACGGAUCGACAUGAAGGACUACGCCUUGUGCUAUCAGUUCCCUUCCUCUCCCACCGGCUUCCAGAACUUCUCCAUGUGGCCGCUGUUCAGCUGCCUCUCCAUCCCCAACAUCGUCGGCGUCAUCGAGGCCGCCCUUUCGCCCACGCGACGAAUCAUAUUCGUGAGCCACUAUGCUGCCAUGCUCACCAUGGCGGCCGAGACUGUCCGAUACUGCGUCCGAGUCUACGAGUGGAGCGGUCUCUACGUGCCCGUCGUUUACGCCCGUCAUGCGCAGGAGCUUGUGCAAGAGCCGGGCCCCUAUAUCCUCGGCGUGACUGCCGAGUGCCGCUCCCUCUUCACAGCGCCCACCGACGCCCUGGUUGUCGACCUGGACCGCAACUUCGUGCUCACCAGCAGCCCCCCCACCGCCUUCACCGCGGCCCAGCGAAACAAGUUCGUGUCCCGGCUGACCCAGGCGUUGAACGGCGACGUGACGCCGGCCGGAGUUCCGCAGCAUCUCCGAUCCGCCUACGGCGGCGGCAAGCUCGUGCCCGCGGGCCAGAUCAUCGUCAUGCGCGGCGAGGUGGAAUCCAUCCAAGACCCGGAAUGGUGGAACCAGGACGCGGUCAUGGCCGUCAUGGACCACGUCUGCGAAAAGACGGGCCGCAACUCGGGCAUCAAGGCCGUCUUUGGCGGCUCCGUCAAGAAGCCGCUCAUGACCAAGGUUUCGAUGAGGCACCUGAACGAAAUCGUGCGCGAGAGGAACCAGUACGCUCGGGACGCUCUCGAGGCUUGGCAGGACUACAUCAACCUCAAGGGCCGCAUGGACAUGGAGCUGGGCAAGGUGAACAAGCGGAACAACUACCUCGUCGAGGAGCUGGAGAGCCUGAAGCAGCAGUUCCUCAAGUUCCAAUCCUUUGCCGAGCAGCUCACCAAGGAGACGCAGGAGCUCAAGGUCAAGAUCGAGACGCACAAGAGGGAGAACCGCCGGCUGACGGGGCUGAUUGACAAGCAAAAGGACGACAAUGCCCGCAUCUCGGUGCGACUCCACGGCACCGAGAAGCAGCGAGACGACGCGCUCGAGGCCCUGGUGCUUCAGCAAGAAAUCGCCGAGGAGCUCGAACGCGAGAGGAAGAAGAACAAGAAGGAGAUUGCCCAGCUCAACCACACCAACACGGCCCUGGUGCGGCAGCGCGACGAGGCCCGCCGGGUGGUGAUGCAUCUGCAGAGCCUGAUUGGCGGCCAAAGCCACCACAUGGAGCACCUCAUCCAGUCUCUCACCAAGUCGGACGAGCUGGUGGCCGAAAUCGAGGCCGUGUUCGACAGCGACGAGCAGCACGAGAUCGGGCACGAGAACGAGCACGAGCACGAGCACGAGCACGACGGCUCGGACGCCGCUUCGGCCGACGACCACAGCCAGGUCAGGCCGACGAGCCGCAGCAGCAAGAGGUUCUCGGCCGCCAGCUUCGCCGACGUGGCUGACCGUCAUCUCAAGGACAAGACGGACGCCAUUACCCACAUUGUGCGCAACAUUGCCGACCAGUGCCAGGCGGCCGUCGAGAGCCUGCAGCUGGCGCAGGACAGCGAGUACAGAUCCAGCCGGCGUCACAGCAACCUCUCCAUCGCCGUGAGCGAGGAGGGCCACGACGAUCGUUCCGUCGCCACGUCGGAUCAUGUCGACGAGAGACGGCGACAGCCCGGACGGACGUCGAGCAUCCCGCCGACGCCUGACUUGAUCAUGAACCGCAGCAGCACUUCCCUGUCCUUUGCUUCAGCCACGACCACCCCGGAGCGAAGCAGCCAGCAGUACAACCUGAGGGAUGAGAUUCCCACCAAGAUUGUCGAAGGCGACGAGGAAGAAUACGAGAACCACAGCGAGACGGGCGGGGCUUGCAACGAGAACGACGUGACGGCCAAGCUCGCCCAUUCGCUCCUGCACCGGCCGUCUGGCGCCAGAAUCAGCGCUCUGGGCGGCGGACGAUGA